AUGGAGGCUAUCGUCCGUGAAUCUUCCUUAGCCAAUUUACUAAGAACAUAUACAUCUCAGCGACGUAUGUGCUCUCCCGGGAGGAUCAUAGUGCUAUUGUGCCUUGGUCGAAUUCAUGGACUACAACCUUUAACACUGUCAAAAUAUCUAUGGAUCCAUUUUUCUACAAUGAACAUCUAUGGAGAUAUCCAUGAUAUUACCAAUACUUCGUUUUUCCCAGCAACAGAUACAGAAACUAACGAAUCUGAUGAUUAG
Messenger RNA from Funneliformis caledonium, 255 nucleotides. The record is from the annotation of a GenBank genome assembly. Lineage: Eukaryota; Fungi; Glomeromycota; Glomeromycetes; Glomerales; Glomeraceae.